AUCCGCCCACUCCAAGGCCAAGACGGUACCCCAGCCCCGUCCGGCCGGGUGUGGCCCGGAGCCAGCCGCCGCUGCGCCGAGCCUGGGUUCCACGAGCGCGCAACCUUAGCCAGAGUCGCGCGAGGGACAGUGGCCCGGCCAACGUGGCGCACCCGGGAGGGCUGGCGGCGACUGUCAGGAACGCGGGGGAGGGCUCCGCGGACCGGGUGGGCGGGUCGGACUCUGCCAACGGCCGGGCGCCAGGCCCGGGUGUCCAGGCAACAGCCAGCUAAAGGGAAGAAGAAAAGCCGGGGCAAGCCGCGUGGGAAGAAGCAGAAGAAGCCGGAAGUGGACAUCCUCAGCCCCGCCGCCAUGCUGAACCUCUACUACAUCGCGCACAACGUGGCCGACUGCCUGCAGCUGCGCGGCUUCCGCUGGCCAGGCGCUGCCAAGGCAAAGAAGGGGAAAGGCAAGACUUAAGCGAGGGCGUUUCCCAGCCCCUCUCUCCUGCAAAGAACAGAACCCGGGGAAGAGAAAGCAGGAUUAUGCCACCGUUGCAAGCAAAAUAGACUUUACUGACGACAAUCUGAGAUGCAGAGAGUGUGCUUUUCUGUGGUAGAUAAUGAUACACGCAUUUUACUUCCUCAGCUAAACCCAGAUAUGAGUGGGUGAGCCAGUUUGGUUUUUCAGAAGUUAAGGGGUGGGGGGGAGAAAGUGUGCGGUAAUUCCCACGCAAUGUGGUGGAAUUGAUAGAACCUUUAAAAGUUAAUAUAAAUCUGGGUUAGAAUUGAACCUCGCUGUCCAAGGGCAGUUCUAGCUUUCACGAGUUUUGUUUUGCCCAGAGGGGUUUUGUUUUUUAAAGUAGACAUGAAAAAAGCAUUGCAUUUGCUCAUGGGUCCCUCUGUUGACCACAGUUUCCUUUCCUCAUCUUUUUCUAGAAAAGUAAUAAAUAUUUUGUUACUAGCA
Messenger RNA from Capra hircus (goat), 945 nucleotides. It is a transcript of the gene SMKR1, whose product is annotated as small lysine rich protein 1. Lineage: Eukaryota; Metazoa; Chordata; Mammalia; Artiodactyla; Bovidae. The record is from RefSeq and is a predicted model, not a curated record. The transcript is spliced from 2 exons. The annotation marks the transcript as partial.